Molecule: messenger RNA, 3529 nt
Organism: Moneuplotes crassus
Lineage: Eukaryota; Ciliophora; Spirotrichea; Euplotida; Euplotidae
Source: the annotation of a GenBank genome assembly
AGAUGAUUAGCAAACCUACACAGCCAGUCAGAGAUGGCAUCUACAACCAGCAGUCCCUAUCUUCUUCCUCUGAAAAUGAAGAGCUUUGUUCCAAGCACAAACUUGUGUAUGUGGCAAUGGAUAAUGUGACAAAGAAGUUCCUCUGCAAUGCUUGUAUUUAUGAACAAGAGAGUAUCAAUAUCACUUUCCUUGCCAACACAGCCAAGAAGAUUCUUGAGAAAGUUGAGUCUACCCAUCAAGCCAAUGUUAAGAAGCUCCAAAAGGCCAGGGAGAUCAGCCUUGCUCCCACAGUUGAAAAGAUGGAGGCUAAAUCGAAGAAGAGAAUUGAAGAUCUAAGAGGGAAGGUCUGGAGUUGCCAGGGGUCACUCCUAGACUCCUUUAAGGCCAACAAAGAUAUCACUGAGCUUGAAGAUAUUUUGAAUAGUAUCACCAAGUUCCUAGAUCCUAGAGAGACCAAGGUCUUCCAAGAUGAAGCUCGUGAUGUUGAAGUCAUGACCAAGAACGGCAACUUCGCCUAUAUCUGUAACAAGAAGAAGUUCUAUGACGAUGCUUACAAGAUUAUGGCAGAGGUCACAAGACUUUGUAACAUGUAUUCAGACAGAGGAUCCAAACUCGCUGAAAAAGUAGUAUCUUUCAAGCUUGACAAGAAAGCAUUGCAGAAGAUACUUGAGCAGAAAUACAAUGAGAGAAUGAAGAGUCUCAACCUUCCUCCAUUUCCUAAGAGAAAUGUCGCACUUAACCUUGAUAAGAAGGGAGUUGAGAUGAAAGAUGCUUCCAACAAGGAAUUUGUUAAGGCGCAAUUGAAGGACAAUAACAUUGAUUUGAAGAAAGAUCACCCAAGACCUCUGAUAACUUCUAACUUAUUUCCAGAUUCAGAGACUGCUAAUCGAUCAAUGGAGAUGGCUCCUAGUCCAAGUCCAUCACCAGUUUCCAGGCCACAACAAGUGAAUAUUGUUUCUCAGAUAUCCAAUCCUUCUCUCAACUCUCCCAAAAAGAAAUUGACUCUUGCUCAAAGGAUGAAGAAUAGGGUUGGGAAGCCAAUCAGAUCUAUGGCUCAAUCAAAGUACAACCUUACAAAAAUUGGAACUAAAGAGCCAGGCAUCCCUGUCACUAAGGAGUUUUUAGAAGGAGACACUUGAAACCUAACAGAGUUUGCCAUUGCAGAUAAGACAGGAAGAGUUGUCACUAAGAUAGAUCAUAUUCCUACAAGUCUGGAGGAACUCCCACUGAGUAUUCCAAUUUUGCUAGAUGAAGAAAAUAACAUCAGCAGGAUUUCAUAUGAACUUGUCCCAGGAUCCCAGAAUGUGAAGUUCAUGAGUGAGUACUUAGAAGAGGUGGGAAGUCCUGCUCCAAUGCCUGAGUGUUUCUCAAUGCUGCUGAAGGAUAUCCACAAUUGCUCUCAAAUAUAUCUCAAGAGGAAAAUGGUUCAAGCUUCCUCAAAAGAUAGAUAUGCGAAUGUGACUGUUAGAGACAAGAACAUUAUAAAUAUGAAUCAGACUUCAGCAAUGCCUCCUCCCCCUCCAAGGAAGAAAUCAAUUUCAAAUCCUGGAAGUAAGAAGAAGCAGGGUCUCUCCAGGACGCUGGGAACUCUCCAAGCUGCUUUUCAGAAGAAUGAAGAGGCUAAGACAAUGAAGAGCCCAGUUCGAGAUCUAAGUUCAGGAAAUUGUGGCUCACAAAUGAUGACGAACAAGAAUCAGCCAACUGCUUCUCAAUCUCCUUCGGCAGCUAAGCCAGUUACUCAAAUUCAGGAAAAUAAUGUGAUAAGUAACACAGGGUUAGGCUCCAGUUCUUUGUUCAAGAAUCCUCCACCAGUUAAUGCAAAAAUUGCUGAAAACAAAUCUGCAGGUGAAGAGGUGGAUCUUUGACAACUGAAAAAUGUUCAACAAGAUGUUCAGCAGAUUUCAAACCCAGUGGCUCCUCCCAAUUCCCAAGAUGAUACAAUUCAAGCUUCUAAGGAUACCUCAGCAGUAUCCAUGCUUCAGCAGAAUUUGAAGGAGAUCACACCUUCUUUUAUUGAGAACAAGAGAAUGAGGAAAGAAGAUACACAGGCACAGCCUGGACCUAAGACUGCCGUUGACUUAUCUAAGGACGUCAUUAUGAUAGAUCCUCCAACUGGACAACAAGACCCAAAGAUAGUUGGAGAGAAGAACGGUCAAGCCAAUGCUAUUGAGAUUGAUCCUCCCACUUCAAUGUCUGCCUCUAAGAAUGCUCCUAUUGAUAUCACUGGAAGUACUUCUGCUAUCUCCCAAAAUAAUACUUCAGCCAGUAAAGGUCCAAAGUCUUCUGAAGUGAUUGAUCUUGAUGGAAACUCAGGCCAAUCUAAGCAGCCUACUACAGUUCAGCAGAGAAUUGCCGAAUUUCAGCCUGUACAAAGACAGAUGCCUUCUUCAAUCCAGCAGCCUAUUCAAAGACAAGGUGUUCCUAAUACUGCAAACAAAAUUGAAGAAGAGAAGAAAAUAGGUAGUCCAAAGGUUUCCAAGCCCUUCAGUCCUUCUAGCUGCAGAACUGACCUCAAACAUCUGCUUGAGAUGAAGGGCAGGUCCAUCCUUGCUUGGGACCUAGCAGAGAAGACAGUUGAAGAGAAAAAUGGGAUGUUCGAAAAAGUCGUUAAGCCAGUAAUGAAGAAAAUGUAUACUAUCGCAUUCCCAGAGCCUGUGAAUCAGUCCUUUGUCCAGAUUGAUAAUGAUAGAGCAGUGAUCUUGGGUGGGACAAAGGACAUUACUGGGCAAACCUUCUACAAAACUGUUUUUAUGUUUGAUCACAAAAAGGCACUCCCUAUCAGGUUCAAAAGGAUCAAUGAUAUGAGUGAGCCAAGGCUCUUCCCAGGCAUAUGCCUUAGCCAAGACAAGAAGAGAAUCUAUAUCGCAGGAGGUAAGAAGUCGAUGACUAAUAUAUAGGAACGAAUGAAUCAGGUAUUCUUAGUUCAUGAGAAGUACUUGACAUUGAGAAAGGAGAAUGGGAGAAACUACCCAGCUUAUGAAUACCCAACAAGUCACCAACCUUGCUGGAAGUCAAUCAUCCCAAGGAAGGCUUGUGCCUGCUUUCAACUGGAGGAAGCUCAAUGAACUCAGAAGGAAAGUUAGUUCCAUCAAAGGAUAUUGAGAAAUUAUCAUUAGCUAGAUUCCUCCCUAACCCCCCUGAAGGAGCAAAAUCUUGUAAAUGGGAGAGCCUGAGCGAGAAGUUGCCAACCCAGAAUCUAGACUUCUGUGCUGUCCAACUAGAGUCAAAUAAGGUUGCUUUUAUCGGAGGAUUCAUCAAGAAUAUGCUGCCUCAAUCCUGCCUACCCAAAACCCUCACACCAAGCCAGUCGACCUCCAGUAGCCAAGACAUAUCCCUCUUCUGUUUGACUCCUGAUUCCUUCCUGUCGUACAUGAUCUCAUUGCCUUUCUCCACGCCUGACAUAUUCACUGAUCAGCCACAGUUCAGGCUGACUUCUUCUCCAGCCCAGUUGCACUUCCUAGGUAGUAGGAACUACCACGUGCUUAACCUGGACAAGUUCAAGAUUGAUAGCUACAAGCUUGACAGGUAA